UGUUCCCUUGCCAGGUCUGAUCACCUCUGUGGCUCAGAGACACUAAGCUGUAGCCAGAGGAUGGACGACAACACGGAGCUGAGGACUGGUGGAAACUCUCUUCUGAAGGCCGUGUGGCUGGGGAGGCUCAGGCUGACCAGACUCCUCCUGGAAGGAGGCGCCUACAUCAACGAGAGCAACGACCAAGGCGAAACGGCGCUCAUGGUGGCGUGUAUCACCCAACACGUGGACCAGCAGAGCAUCAGCAAGACCAAAAUGGUGAAGUACCUGCUGGACAACAGGGCCGACCCCAACAUUCAGGACAAGUCUGGGAAGACCGCUCUCAUCCACGCUUGCAUCAGGAGAGCUGGGGGGGACGUGGUCUCCUUACUGCUGGAGAGCGGAGCGGACCCCAGCCUCGAGGACCACAGUGGGGCCUCCGCUCUGGUUUAUGCCAUCAACGCUGAUGACAAGGACACCUUGAAACAUCUCCUUGAUGCCUGCAAAGCCAAAGGGAAGGAGGUGAUUAUUAUAACAACAGAUAAAUCAUCUUCAGGCACCAAAACCACCACGCAGUAUCUUAAUGUCCCUCCUUCACCCAAAAUGGAGGACAGAGAGCCACCCACGCUGUGCACCUCUCCCUCCGACAGGGCACGGGAGGCCCCUGGCCUGGGCUCUCCACCCUGUGAGGAGGUGGAUGACUUCUUUGGUCUCCAAACAGGGCAUCCGAGUACUUGCAACACCUCCAAGGCUCUUUACGAGCCUGGGUCACCCACCAGGAAAGUGGGGAGCCUCAAAAGGGCCCGUUUGCCUCAACUGAAGAGGCUCCAGUCGGAACCCUGGGGCCUGACUGCGCCCUCCGUGCUGGCAGCUUCCUCGCCUCAGGAUGAGACCCGUGGUGCCGGCACAGACAGCGAGGUCCUCAAGAGUGUUAGCAAUGUGUCCUUCCCCAAGAGGGGGCUCCUCUCCAGAGCCAGCAGUAUUGACAGCAGAGACCCCGCUGUCUUCCCCGCGGUCACCGAGCAGGUCCGGAAGACCCCAGCCUCUCCAGUGCUGACACCCUGGAAGGCAGCUGAUCUGGCCAGAAGAGGAACUCUCCCUGUUGACCCAGAGAAGGGUGGUCUGUGUCCACUGGUACCUGCUGCUCUCAAAGAUGCAGCAUCCCUUAAACAGCUGGAAAAUGACCUCUAUGACUUAGAUUUACAGCCGGGGGCUAACCCACCCAAUACUAUUUCCCCGGAAUCAGGCAAAGGACCGUUAGAGAGAAAGCAGCUCUUCCGUGGCUCUCGGGAAUCCCUGGACGCCACGGCCAGCUCAUCGCCCAGCUCGCUGCGCCGCGGGCUCCCGCACCUUCUAGAGAGACGAGGUUCUGGAACUCUGCUGCGUGACGGGAUUUCUCACACCAGGCCUGGCUUCCUUCCACCUUUAUAUGUGAAUCUGAACCCCCCAGCCCCGGACAUUCAGUCUAGCAGCAAGCCUCCUUCUCCACUGGCUAGUGGCUUAAAAUCCGUGGUUCCCGUUGCUCCAAGUUCGCCAAAGAGAGUUGACUUGAGGAGUAAGAAGAAGCUGCUCAGGAGGCAUUCUAUGCAAGUCUGA
This is a messenger RNA of Molossus molossus (Pallas's mastiff bat), 1575 nucleotides long. It is a transcript of the gene ANKRD34C, whose product is annotated as ankyrin repeat domain 34C. Bases 61 to 1575 code for a protein of 504 amino acids. NCBI's taxonomy places the organism in Eukaryota, Metazoa, Chordata, Mammalia, Chiroptera, Molossidae. The record is from RefSeq and is a predicted model, not a curated record. The transcript has a single exon. Gene Ontology annotation, molecular function: protein binding.